Molecule: messenger RNA, 522 nt
Organism: Aspergillus caelatus
Lineage: Eukaryota; Fungi; Ascomycota; Eurotiomycetes; Eurotiales; Aspergillaceae
Exons: 1
Coding region: 1-522 (173 amino acids)
Source: RefSeq, a predicted model, not a curated record
AUGUCACGACGAAAGAACGGACCUAUAGUUGAAUAUCUGAAUAACAUCUCAGCAUGGCAUCCAGUUUCAGCGCAAGUUGUCGACUACAUCCAGCAUCCAUAUCGAGGAUUACGGGCCAAGACGAAGCGUGAUGACAAGCUCGGAAACGGGUCGGUGCCGGCCUCUCGCGACGUAGGCUACCCACUUCCUGUGGCUCUUAUUUCCCGAUAUCAACUUACGACUGUGGAUGCAUUUGCUUGUGAGAUAUCGAUCGACGAUCCAUAUUCACAAAUGAGCCACCAGCAAUGGAUGGAAUCUCUCUGGCGUGGCUGUGUGGGUCCAGAUAUCGUUGUGUAUAUCCAAGAUGACGACAUCCCGGAUAUGGGACCAUCCCAGGAGCUCGUGUAUAGUGCUCGCUUACAGGACACUCUUGGAAUCGUCAUACCUCGUGCUAGAGGCUCUUCCAAAGAGCCCAAGGAGAGGGUUCUGAGACAUGUCGUAUGGGCUAUUGAUUCUAUCGUCAUGAACACUCGUCCGCAAUAA